CGUGGCCAUGCAACGUUGAGAAAAAAAGGCGGGGGCAAGUAGUAUCGAGGAUAUUGGCCAUGGUCUUGUGAGCACUGUCAGUUCUGUAUAUAAGAUGAUGGUUGCAGGCGUUGACUUGUGGUCCUUACGAGUGUCUUCAAAGCCUAGUCCAUACAGUCAAGAUGUUGUUCUCCAGUGCCAUCGCAGCCGUUGCUUUGCUCUCUGCCCAGGCUGCCGCUCACGGUGCCGUAACGUCCUACGUUAUCGACGGGAAGAGCUAUCCAGGAUAUGAGGGCUUCGCUCCCGCUACAUCGCCAAAGACCAUUCAGCGUCAAUGGCCCGACUACAACCCAACCAUGACUGUCACCGACAGGAAGGUCAUGUGCAACGGUGGUACCUCUGCCGACCUCUCUGCCCCCGUAAAGGCUGGCGGAAAGGUUCGUGCCAACUGGAAGCAGUGGACUCAUGAGCAAGGUCCAGUCAUGGUCUGGAUGUACAAGUGUGCUGGCGACUUCAAGUCCUGCGACGGCUCUGGCAAGAAAUGGUUCAAGAUCGACGAGGAGGGUAUGACUGCUCCUCCUCUCUCCGGACGCAACUGGGGCACCGCAAAGGUUCUCAAGAACCUCUACUGGGAGAGCACCAUCCCCUCUUCGCUUGCCCCUGGCAACUAUCUCAUCCGACACGAGCUUCUCGCUCUUCACCAGGCGAAGACUCCUCAGUUCUACGCCGAGUGCGCUCAGCUCGAGGUCUCCGGAUCUGGAUCCGCUCAACCAGGAGGCGAAUAUCUCGCCAACAUUCCCGGAUAUGCUCCUCAGAGUGAUCCAGGAAUCACUGUCGACACCUACAGCAACGCCAUCACCGAAUACACUACUCCCGGCCCCAGGGUCUGGAAGGGUUAG
This is a messenger RNA of Aaosphaeria arxii CBS 175.79, 878 nucleotides long. Its product is annotated as lytic polysaccharide monooxygenase. Bases 162 to 878 code for a protein of 238 amino acids. The transcript is spliced from 2 exons. Lineage: Eukaryota; Fungi; Ascomycota; Dothideomycetes; Pleosporales. The record is from RefSeq and is a predicted model, not a curated record.